AUGUCCUUCACUAGUUCAUUCAGCAUGAUGGCUGCGGAUGCUGCGGAUGCUCUCUGCUGCAUCCUGCAUCCGCGCCGGCUCUCUCUCCUCCUCCUCACCGUCACCCUCUCCUCUCUGCCGGAUCCUGCAGCAGCGCUGCUCGGUGUCCGGCCGGAGGACACGCAGAGCGGGGAGCUGUCCGUGCAGGAUGGGAUACUUAGGGCGUCCGAGGGGACCCGCUUCAUGCUGAGGGUUUACUACAGCGCAUCUCCUGUCGUGGAGCAUCCCAACAGCCUGAACAUCAGCGGCAGACCUGACGCUGCCCCUGCCGCUCCGUGGAUCGCGUUCAUUGAGGAACAAGGAGAUGACAGCGAAGAUUCAGAGAGGCGACUUCGCUCUACAGGGAAUCCAUGUGAGGAGGAGAACGCCCGGAGCUCUGACAUCGAGCUCCUGGGCUCCUUCAGAUCCACCUCAAGUCAGAACUCAGUUUUGGUGGAGCUGCUCGCAAAGGACCUGCGCAGAGGAGAGGCGAUUAAAUACUACUCCAUGUGCGCCUUUGAUGGAGUGAAAUGGGAGCAUUUCAGCACCAAAGACUUCUGGUUAGCGGUGGUGGAGAGACCUCCAGAGGCGGAUGUUUGGCUCCAGGCAGGGGUCUCCGUGCUCCUGUUGGCGCUGUCUGCUCUCUGCAGCGGGCUCAACAUCAGCAUGCUUGCUUUGGACCCAGUGGAGCUGCGGGUUCUGCAGAACAGCGGCACAGAGAAGGAGCAGAAAUACGCACGGAAAAUCGAAUCCGUGCGUAAACAUGGGAACUACAUCCUCUGUACCGUGGUGCUGGGCAACGUGCUCACAAACACCUGCUUUGUGGUGUGGAUGUGCCAGAUUUUAGGGAUGACUGCACUCUCAACUGCCAUGUGCACUUUGGGGAUAUUCUUUAUUGGAGAAAUUUUACCUCACUCCGUGGCGUCCAGGCACAGUCUCGCCAUCGCCUCUAAGACUCUCUGCGCCACCCGCCUCCUCAUGCUGAUCUUCUUCCCCAUCGCCUACCCAGUCUCCAAGAUCCUGGACAUCAUGCUGCACCAGGAGAUCAGCAACUUCUACACCAGGGAGAAGUUGGUGGCCAUGCUGCGCGUCACAGACCCCUACCACGACCUGGUCAAAGAGGAGCUCAACAUCAUCCAGGGAGCGCUCGAGCUGAGGACCAAGACCGUGGAGGACGUGCUCACCCCGCUGUCAGACUGCUACAUGCUCUCCUCGGACGCAGUGCUGGACUUCUGCACCAUGUCUGACGUGAUGCAGAGCGGCUUCACGAGGAUCCCGGUUUACGAGAACGACAGGUCCAACAUCGUGGACAUCCUUUUCGUGAAAGACUUAGCCUUCGUGGAUCCUGACGACUGCACUCCUCUGAAAACAAUCACUCAGUUUUACAAGCAUCCCAUGCAUUGCGUCUUCAAUGACACCAAGCUGGAUGUGAUGCUGGAGGAGUUUAAGAGAGGUAAGUCCCACCUGGCUGUGGUGCAGAGGGUGAACAGUGAGGGGGAGGGAGACCCCUUCUACGAGGUGAUGGGCAUUGUCACCCUGGAGGAUGUCAUUGAGGAGAUCAUCAAGUCUGAGAUUGUGGAUGAGACGGACCUGUACACUGAUAAUCGAACCAAGAGAAGAGUUUCUCACCAUGAGAGGAAGCAGCAGGAUUUCUCCAUCUUCAAACUGGCAGAAAAUGAGCUGAAGGUUAAAAUCUCACCUCAGUUGUUGCUGGCAACACACCGCUUCUUGGCUACAGAGGUGGAGCCUUUCAGACCGUGUCACCUGUCAGAGAAGAUCCUGCUGCGUCUCAUCAAACAUCCCAGCGUUGUGCAAGAACUCAAGUUCAAUCCCAAGAACAAACACGCUCCUCAACACUACCUCUUCCAGAGAAACAAACCUGUCGACUACUUUAUCCUCAUCCUGCAGGGACGGGUGGAGGUGGAGAUAGGAAAGGAAGCUCUGCGUUUUGAGAAUGGAGCGUUUUCAUAUUAUGGCAUGCCUGCUCUCAUCCCACCCCUGCCUAUUGGUCAGAGGUAUAGUUCCAGAGCUAGUGGUCUCAACCAAUCAGAUUCCUUACUAAGUGGAGGCAGCGUAGGUCAGCUCUCUACAGGAGGAGGGGCCUACUUACCGGACUACUCGGUCCGCCAGCUCACAGACCUGCAGAUUAUCAAGAUCACCAGAAAUCAUUACCAGAACGCCCUCACAGCCACCAGGAUGGACAGCUCCCCUCAGACUCCAGACCCCAUGGAUCCCAAAGGACGGCCUCCGAUCCCAGAGGCUCGCUCGCACAGCAUUGCCCUCCCCCUCACGCACACACACACUCGCCUGGGACUGGCACGCCUUGCACAUCUCCAUCCCCACGGUGGCCUUCGCAACACGUCCCAGCUUAAUGAGAGAAACAGAAUCGUUCGCAGUAAAUCUGAUGGGCAGAGAAGUCCCAACGACACUGUGUUCCUCCGCAUGGAUGAGAUUCCCUACAUCCACGAGGACCGGACGGAUAGUUAUGGAGAGAAUGAUGUGCCUAUUGAGUCUCUGCCGUCCACAUCGCCCUUCAUCAGCUCGCGCUCUCUGUCCAGCUCUGAGGAGAACAUUGGAAAGCGGCUGCUGCGUAAACUGAGUAACAAGAGAAGGAAAAAGUCUCGAGAUGAAGAGAAAAGUCUGGAAGAGCGUUCAGAGGAAAGUUCAGAGCAUUUACCAGCCGCCAGCUAGCACAGUGAGCCUGAGGAGGAAGGAUGAAACACCUUCUCCCUCUUUUAUCUUCCACUGGUUUUCCUCUCUAAACAACAACCCCAUCGUAAACUCUCUCCUCGCUCUGCCACCACUCCCACAGGAGACUGAGCCAUCAUAUCUGCUGUACACUCUGUCCCUCCUCUGCCUAACUUCACUCCCUCAAAGUGACGCUACAACAGGGACAGAUCUGAAAAGACAAACUUGAUUGGACAAAUCUAGACAACACAGUUUUGGAUUUAUCCAGCCUUACACUGGACUCUGUGGACCUCACAUGUUUUAUAUUAGCAUGUGUUAGCAUUUUAUGGUAGCUUUAGCCAUGUUGCUAACAUUUAAGCAUGUCAUUUUAGCCAUAGCGUGUUAAAGCAGCAUUGCUUGUGCUUCUUGUGACUCUUAACAUGAAACCCAGCAAGAUCCUUAGAUAAUGUCUGAGCCAUUUGAUUUUAUUUAAAUCCAGCAGCCGUAUUUAAUACUUAUUUCUUAAGAUGAAGCAGUUCCUACAUUCUGAAAAGGAUUUUUGCACAGGGAACCGUCUUAAUGGUGCCAUAAUGGUGCCACCUACUGCCACACAAUCUGACACACUCACCAUCAUUUAAGACUAGGGAUGCACCAACGGAAAAAAAUCACAGCUGACACUGAUUCAAAUGUUAAAAACAACUUGGCAAUGUAGCAGGUUAAUAUUAUCAAAAGGUUAGCAGAGUUUCAGGAUGUAACAAUACCAUGCAGUACCAUCGAAAUCCAGUAUGAAAGUAUGCUGUGACUCUAGCCAGUGAUGUCUUGUAGCAUCAUCUGAAGUGGGCUUUUGGGAACAAGUUGCUAACUAGCUAACAGGCUGUAACGAGUCAUAUAUGAAUCAACUUGAUAUAAAACACAGUCAGAAGAGUAGGUUGGAUGUAAAGUAGAACAUUUUUAAAUGCAUUCUUACAUUGAAGUAAAUAGUUAGAAGGUAAAAUUAGAUAAAUCAGGUUAGGAACAUCUGAAUGGUUGAACAAGUUAGUUCAACUUAGCUAAUUUGACCAUUCUUUCGUAUUUUUGGUGAAAUAUUUUUCAAAAUAUGCUACAUUUCUUGCAGGCCAACUUCAAGUCCUGUUUUUUUCCAGUCAGUUUCAGGACACUUCUAAUCCUGCUCUAGUCCCAUGGAAUACGUGUCCUGUCCCAGAACACAUAUUCCAUGGUGAAAAGUUGACAAGAUGAUCCCCUCCCUCAUGGCUGCAGGUAAUUUCUAUCAAGUUUCUAUCUGUAAAGAUGCCUCCUAGUUUUGAGCACCAGGAGACUUCAUCCAACAUUUACAGAAAUAUGGACAUCAGUUGCAUACGUAAGUGGAAACUAGGGGUAAAGCUCCUGUGAGGAACAUUUAAUUGGUGUUGAUCUGGUGCCCCCUAUCAGCAACAUGGUACACCUUAUCUCUUCCUGUACUUGCUUAAGUAAUCUCCCUCCUCUCUUUCAACAAACAAUUGUUUCACUCCUCAAGGAUUUUUAAUGUGCAGAGCAGCGUUGAUCACCUCAUCUGACACCUACGCUGCAGUACCAGUCUGAGGCAUUAAGAAUAAGGAUAUAGAAAUAAUCAGUCUUAACGCAGAUGAUCUUCUCUGCUUAAGAAGCUCACAAAGAGACAUCAGUUUAAAUUUCAGUCUGUUUUAUAAACACAAAGAAAACUCCUAACAGGAGCUUUUAAAUGAUGCAAAGCAAUGGACAUAUGCUAACAACUCUAAUUAUUUAAUGCCAAAAUUUUUACCAAUAGGUUGAUAUUUCUUAACUGCUGAUAUACUGGUGCAUCCCUAGCUAGGACUAAAAUCCACCAGACAAGAGCACAAUUUUUACACUGGAUUUAGAAGAACACAAUCAUAGAAAAAGCCAUAAAUUAAUCCUCAGCUUGAAUCACGAGUUACUGUAAACACUGACCUCUGAAAUUUCAGAGCUGUGCACAAUUUUACAAACACCUGUGCUAGAAUGACUGACAAUUCUUACCUGUUUUUAUAUAAAAGUGUCAGAUUGACCAAAAGUAAUACAAAGAAGCAAUAUAAGUCAUCCUACAUGCUGUUAAUGUCUUGAAGUUAUCAUCACAUACAUGCAUACAGACUGAAACCUACCUGUCUUUCCAUCAAACAUCUCAUCCUUGUACCUGUUUUGACACAGUUUUCACUUCUUAGGAAACAAUCAGCAACCCAUACCAACAUCUUACAAUCAGUGAGCA
This is a messenger RNA of Cheilinus undulatus (humphead wrasse), 4921 nucleotides long. Its product is annotated as metal transporter CNNM1. Gene Ontology annotation, cellular component: plasma membrane. The record is from RefSeq and is a predicted model, not a curated record. Gene Ontology annotation, molecular function: transmembrane transporter activity. Gene Ontology annotation, biological process: transport; magnesium ion homeostasis. The coding region runs from base 1 to 2709 and encodes 902 amino acids. Lineage: Eukaryota; Metazoa; Chordata; Actinopteri; Labriformes; Labridae. The transcript is spliced from 10 exons.